Molecule: messenger RNA, 2232 nt
Organism: Neurospora hispaniola
Lineage: Eukaryota; Fungi; Ascomycota; Sordariomycetes; Sordariales; Sordariaceae
Exons: 2
Coding region: 319-1968 (549 amino acids)
Source: RefSeq, a predicted model, not a curated record
CCCAACGAACCAAACCAUAGUGUGGUUCUGGAUUGAAAGCUAACAGAAACUGUCUUAUUUCGUUUCAUCUCUCUUUCCAACAAGCCGCCAUCUUCUUUUUUCCACUCAUUUUCGUCUUUCAACUACCCUUACUGUCCAGUCUGCCGAGGACUCGUAAUCAAUUGUACGUCAUUGUACGUGUUAGUGCCCAGCUAGCAGCACUUACACUGCCCAUUUCCCCCUUAUCUGGGACUUACACUACACACCUCGUUUUUCGAACUUCUUCCAUUCAACCAACAAACAACAACCGAUCUUUCAGCCACAGUCACCGACAACACCAUGAUACCCAAACAACUCACCACCGUCGCCGCAUUCUCGGCCACCCUCCUCUCCGCUAGCGGCGGCGUGUCCGCCUUCCUCAUUCCUCCCGAGCUCUCCGACACCGACAUCGCCUUUGCACAAGAAGUCGCUUCCGAAAUCAACAACCCUCCCGCUGCCACCGGCCUCGACCCCAUUACCGCCGCCGCCUCUCAACACCAACUGAUCGAGCUCGCCUGCCCCGGCUGCCCCGUCCUCAUCAAGGACCGUCACCACAACAAGCACCACCCCAAGGUCUUGACCGAUAAGCCGAACCACUUGGAGCUGGACUUCAAGAUUGAUCACAGCGCUGGCACCGCGGGAGGGGACAGGUUACUGGUCAACGGGUUCGAGCUAUUUCCCAAUGCUGAUCCGUUGAGGGCAGAGUUAUGGGCUGGACAGAUUUUGGAGGGGGGUGGUGCUCCGAAGCCUUUGCGCGACGACAAGGAGUGGGUUGAGAAGAUGGAGGAGGAGGACGACGACGACCAAAGUGACCACGAUGAUUCCAAUGACCACGAGAAGCAACAACAACAACAAGAACAACAACAACAACAACAACAGGACGACGAUCAUAAGAAGCAGCACAAGAACAGGAAACACAAGAACCGCAAGCACAGAAACCGCAAACCCAAAACCCUCCCGCAAAACCUUGGGUUCGGCCUUCGCACCUCUUUGCCUCAAGUUUCUACCGACCCCGCUGAGCAGGCUACUGCCGCCGCUAACCAAGAAGUCAUCGAUCUGAACUUGCAAAUCGUCGAGGUCGGCAACGCCUUUGUUUCGGGAAUUCCGAGCGUGGAAAUCAAGCUUCUGAGGGAUUCGGUGACGCAGAAGUUGAUGAUUGGGAACAUUGAGACUGCUGCCUCGAACGAGGACAGCGGCGUUCCGGUGCCUUUUAUGGGCGUUAUUCCCGACCCAACGAAGCAGGAGCAGGAGUGUGAUAACUUCUUGUGUCGUCUUUUGGAAGGGUUCAGGGAGAAGGUGAAGGAGGGUAAGGAGGCUUGGGGGAAGAAGAUGGGAGGUUGCCAUGGCGACGACGAUAUGGAGCAUGGUAUGAUGAUGCCCGCUAAGGAGGAGGAGGGCAGUGAGCGGGAGAUGCCAGUGGUGGAGAUUGAUGUGGAACGGAUCGACAUCACUGAGGGUCAAGACGGUACUUGGGAGAUUGUUGCUUCCCCCGUUCAGGAGGACGUCGAGCAAGAACAGAAGAUCAAGAACCUACUUGAUGAGGUGCCCCAGCAAGAGUCCGAGGAGCAUGGUCACCACCAUGGCGGCAUGCACCGCUAUGAGCACAGCUGGGGCCAGUUGCUCAAGAGCAUCACUACCCAUGUUCUGUUGCCGGUGCUGGUUGGUAUUGUUGCUGGUGUGUCUGUUAGCUUCAUCGGCAUGGCCGUCGGAACCCUCAUCGUCGCUCUCUACCGCUUUUUCUACCGUCGUGGUGGCUGCAACGGUCAAAAGUGCCGUCGCCGCGGUGGUGCUGGUUGCAAGCGUGCUCAGCGCCACGGCAAAGACGAAGCUGAGGCCCCUGUUGAAGAGAAGGCUGGUUUGUUGACUGCGCAGGAGCCUGAGGCUGAGGUUGAGGCGCCCCCGGCUUAUGAGGAUGCCAAGGUGGCCGAGGAGGGGGAGGUUAAGAAGUGAAGAUUGACUCGACUUGAGUGUUCUGCAUGCCGUUUUGAAACAACAGGAUGGGAGGAAGUCAGGAAGGAAAUCAGGAAGAGAGAAAGGGUGAUACAAUAUGUGAUACCAUACGAUUUGUGGAAGCGGAAGGAUGAGAUGGAUGGUCAAGCUACACCAGAUUGUCACGCACAUAAAGCAAAUAACUGACUAGGUACGCCCCUUGGGGCAAAUACCAUUUCCAUUUGCUGUACACAGUAAUACCAGACAUAUGUCUGACCACUGCUA